Tremella mesenterica DSM 1558 is the source of this 1010-nucleotide messenger RNA. RefSeq lists its product as uncharacterized. The transcript is spliced from 6 exons. The record is from RefSeq and is a predicted model, not a curated record. Gene Ontology annotation, cellular component: endoplasmic reticulum; membrane. Gene Ontology annotation, biological process: endoplasmic reticulum tubular network organization; membrane organization. Lineage: Eukaryota; Fungi; Basidiomycota; Tremellomycetes; Tremellales; Tremellaceae. Bases 121 to 921 code for a protein of 266 amino acids.
CUUACUUUCCAUCUGUCGCUGUAUAAUUCUUUCUCUUUGCUCAUCCUACUUUCCCUCAUCAGACACUUCUAAAUAACGUACUCUUAUAGCGAGUGAAUCCCAAACAGAGAGAUAGCCACUAUGCCUGCUGUAGAUCCCCAUUAUCUCUGGGCUUUAGGUCACGGGUUGAUGUUGAGUUGUUCGUUAUACAUACUGCUGCAAACAUUAUUCUUCCGUCCCACACCUACCACAAUCUACAAAAUCGGUUAUUCCGGUGCACUCAUGUCUUACGCUAUUGUGGUCUUGAAGACUCUGGGGAAACCUCAAUUGACACAACCUUGGAUACGAAGAGCGUUUGUCGAUGAGAAUGUGCAAUAUGCCGUUUUGGCACUUUAUUGGUGGAUCUCAAAACCUAUCAACAUCUCGGUUUUACCAUUUGCGACCUUUUCUACAUUUCAUUGUCUUACUUUCCUACGGACUAAUAUCAUCCCAAAAUUCGUACCGGCUCCUCCACCCGCGCAAGCUGGGCAACCUCGUCCGCCUCCUGCGUUACUGGAAGCAACGGGCAGAAAAAUUCAGAUCUGGGUCAAGUCGAACUACGACCGAGCUAUGCGAUUUGUCGCGUAUGCUGAAUUGGCCAUUUUAGCUCGUGUCAUCGUUGGUGCUUUGACAUUCCGCACAUCUCUCAUCGCACCAAUCUUUGUAGCGCACUUCAUCCGUUUCCGAUAUCACGCCUCUCCCUUCACCCGAGAAGCCGUCACUGCUGUUUCCACUCGAGUUGAUGGCUUCGUCGCUGGGAAAGGUCAGGCCGUCGAAAACGCGUGGGCCACAGUCAAACGUCUUUUGUCCAGUUGGGGAGGGAUGGCAGUGGGUCAAGGUCCUCAACCUGGACCUGCCGCAGGCGCAGGGGCUGCUGCCGGUCCUGCACCUAGAAGGCCCUAGACUUUUAUGUAGCGAGUCAAGUAUUGGAAUAUUCGGUUUCGGUCAUCAAAAUAUACACUCAAACAGGAUGCAUCCGAAAUGAGAUACUA